This is a messenger RNA of Cyphellophora attinorum, 603 nucleotides long. RefSeq lists its product as uncharacterized. The transcript has 2 exons. NCBI's taxonomy places the organism in Eukaryota, Fungi, Ascomycota, Eurotiomycetes, Chaetothyriales, Cyphellophoraceae. The record is from RefSeq and is a predicted model, not a curated record. The coding region runs from base 1 to 603 and encodes 200 amino acids.
AUGUCCGACACUCUUUCUGCGCCAACAUGGGACAAACCCCACCCUAGGCUCGAUAGCAUGCCCGUGGAAAUCUUUGAGAAGAUCAUUGGCUUCACGAUCCCAGACAACUUGGACCUCUGCAUCAGCAAUAUGUUCCACCGGAAGAUGACAUCGAUCUGUUGGUCGCCGGACUGGGUUUCAACAUUGCGAAUAGUCUCCCGUCGCUUUCGUCAGGUCGCACAGGUCGCGAUGGUUGAUCGCUGUGGUUUUCACUUCACUCUGGGAGACCGAGCCUUGCGAGAGUCACUCUCCCUUCCCAUAGGGCGUGAGGUACUCCGUAGCAGGAUAAGAGACUGGCUUAAGACCUCGGCAGAGCUUCCAACGGCGCAGUCGACACUCGCGGCUGCCGUGAACAAGACGAUGAAUGAGGAUUUCGAACACGUACAGAAAAAUCUGAACGGAUGGGCACGAGUUUUCACUAUGGAUCAAAGAAUCAGGAUUGGGGGAAAGUUCAUGGAAGAGGCACUCGACAUUAUGGAAUGCAAACGAGAGAUUGCCGAGUUGAAGCAACAGAUCGAUCUCGAAGAGCAGGAAGCUAGGUUCCUUGAGCACCUGUUCAAGUAG